CCUCCCAUUCUCACCACGCAUGCGCAGUUCCGGGAGCGCGCAGCGCGGCGAUCAGCGGUGCACUGUCAGUGCCACCUGUCAGUGUCCAUAAGUGCCAGCUCUCAGUGUUUAUCCAUGCCACCUGCCAGUGCCCAUCAGUGCCACAUCAAUGGCACAUAGUGCCUACCAGUGUAAAUCAAUGCCACAUAUCAGUGCCCAUCUGAGUUGCCUGUCAGUGCCACCUAUCAAUGCCAAUCAGUGCUGCUAUCAGUGCCAGUCAGUGCCACCUAUCAGUGUGCAUCAGUGCCGCCUAUCAGUGCCCGUCAAUGCUGCCUAUCAGUGCUGCCUUUCAGUGCCUUAUCAGUGAUGCCUGUCAAUGCCCAUCAGUGCCACCUACCAGUGCCUCCUCAUCAGUGCCUCCUAUCAG
Staurois parvus is the source of this 406-nucleotide messenger RNA. NCBI's taxonomy places the organism in Eukaryota, Metazoa, Chordata, Amphibia, Anura, Ranidae. The record is from the annotation of a GenBank genome assembly.